AUGUCACUAGAAUUCGUGUACAGUGAAAAAGGAAAAAGAAAAUUAAUUGACUCAGAAAUUUGGUUUCCUAAAUCAGAUUUCAAAUAUACGUGGAGUUUCGAAACAAACAGCAUUUGUGAUAGAGCAUCGAAUUUUGAGCAGUGUUUCAUGAACUGCGUCCUGCAGUGCCUGGCCAACACUUACCCCCUCCUCCAGCUUUGCCUCAACUAUGACCUCAACAACCAGAUCAACACCGAGACCAGUCGAAUGCGAGGAUCUCUCGUCAGAGCCUACGUAGAUCUGACACACUCGAUGUGGAAGGGGAUGGACACAUUUUCACCGACCACCUUCAAACAGGAGGUUUCCAGGUUUGCCAAACUCUUCGCCGGAUACAAUCAACAAGACGCCCAAGAGUUUCUAAUGUAUCUUUUGCAAGACAAAAGUAUGAAUAAUUCGGAGACCAAGAAAAGAAAAUGGAUUCUUGUGAGCUCGGCCACUUUGUAA
Molecule: messenger RNA, 483 nt
Organism: Helobdella robusta
Lineage: Eukaryota; Metazoa; Annelida; Clitellata; Rhynchobdellida; Glossiphoniidae
Exons: 7
Coding region: 1-483 (160 amino acids)
Biological process (GO): protein deubiquitination
Cellular component (GO): cytoplasm
Molecular function (GO): cysteine-type deubiquitinase activity
Source: RefSeq, a predicted model, not a curated record